GAGAGUGAGUGAGUAAAUGAGUGUGUACUUUUAUUGCGUUAGAACCUGAUUCCCUGAACAUCCCCCAAAUAAAAAGGACACUAAUCACUUUUUCUUUUCUGCCAUAUCCUUUUUUUCUCUUUCUCUCUCAUCAUCGUCAUCUAGAGAGAGAAAUCAAACACCAAAUGUUGAAGAUCUACUCCAUUUUCAGUCGGUUUCAACUUUCAAUAAGCGUUUUUUCCCUUGGCGGUGUAGUGAUCAGAACAUACAUCUGGUGGUGAAAUUACGAAAACAUCCUCCUUCAGCUGGUUUUUAAUUCACGAAGUAACUCAAUUUUCGGAUUUGACGGUGGAGAUGGGUUCUGUUGGAUUCGACGGUGAAGAUGAAUCUCAGCCGAGUACCAGUACAGGCAAGAAGUACAAACUGCCCAGAACGAUUCUUGAUGGUUGUGGUGCAGUUAACCAUGCCUCUGUUCCUAGGAAGCUACGGUCCGCCGUAAAAAAACGAGGACGCGAAUCUGUUACUAUAAUACCUUUGCCAGUUUCGAGGAAAAAGCAUCACGUGUCGAAUGGAGUUGAAACACUCGGGAAAAAGUACAGUACAAAGAAACCCAAACAAAAUAAGAAGAAGGGAAAAAUAACAAAGGAUGAAGAAGAAGUUGCUGAAGCCUUAUAUGCUUUAUCCGGAAUGUUCUUUGAUUCUAACAAAACUAAUCAGACAGGAUUGGAUAAUGAAGUAUCGGAAGCAAAAUCUCCAGCUAUUCAUAAUUCAGUUGAAGAUACUGUGAUUCCGACUCCAAAAGAGGAGUCUAACAAAAUCGGCUCAAAAUCAACUUUAGGUAUCGUUCAAAAUUCACCGCCAGAAAUUGUUGAAUCCCAAUCCGAUAUAAAUCUUGUUCAAAGACCAAGGAUAUUCCCGAGUGGUGAACAUGCAACUGAACUACGACAGGCGGCAAUUUCUGGUAUUCAAUAUGACAAGAAUUAUCCCCCCAUGGACAUUAAAAAAGAUAAAGGUUUAUUUCCAUCACCGCCUCAGAAUUCUAAGCCACAAGAAUCCGGAAAAAGAAUCCCACCCUGGUUUGAGAAGGCUAAUUCUGCACCUGCAAUUGAGAACAACAGUAUUACUACUGAAAAGGUUGUUGUUGAAUCAAAUAAGUCAUGGAAGAGAAGUACAGCACAUGUGUACAUAAGUCGUCUGAUUCGGGUCUUGCAAUUAUCAGAGAAAAACGAAGGGUUAGUAGAGAAUAACAAACCUACUCAAGUAACAACUUGUGGUGAUAGAAACGACAGUAUUUCUUUCGCGCCUUCAGCUGAAAUCCAAAAUAAUUCAGCUGAAACACGAAAUGAAUUUCUGAACAAGAGGCCCGUUCAAGAUCGGCCCGAAAGCUCUGCUUUAUGUUCUAGAAAACAGAAUUACGAUUUUUUGGCUUUGGGUAGCGGAGUAUGUGGUUUGGAUGGAAGAAAAAGCGUCAAUGGAGCUGUACAUAUUAACGAACAAUUUCACAUGCAGGCGCAAAAUCAUUCGGCCAUGUUUUUCUUACCGCCGCCCCAGAAUGGCUAUUCCUCUACUUUCCAUGCUCAUAAUUCAGCUUUAGCACCACAACAGGUACAAAUACCGCAAACUCUCAACAGCAGUUUUACGUCACAGCUUCAGACAUGGUAUAACGGAGGAGGAAGAGAUGCGCCUUCCAUGGUGAACUAUGCUCAUACUAUAUUCCCGCACGUGCACGCUGCACUAGCCUCCAAAUAUCAACAGUUUUCGAGUCCGCAUCAGCACCAGCAUAAUAUUAUGGCUAUGAAUUCGUCUUUAAAUGUGAAGAAACACCAUCAUCAACAAUAUCAUAAUAAUACAACGCAUCAAGAAAAUCUUCGUUUGGGAUUUGAGAGAAACGGAGCUGUAUUCUACCCUGAAAACGUACCGCAAUUUCAGCUGCCGUGCAACCAGCGAUUCUGAAAUGGAUAAAUUACUGUCAAUUAUAUGCUUCUACUUUAGAACCAUUGUUUGUUCUUUUUUUUUUGGGGGGGAGUUAUGUAUUAAUUAGUUUCAAUAUAAAUGUUUGCAAAAAUAAUUAUAUGUUCUUGUUAGUGACAAUUUCGAAAUUUCGGCACAGUCAAAUACACCUGAUGAAUAUUAUAAAU
This is a messenger RNA of Erythranthe guttata (spotted monkey flower), 2117 nucleotides long. RefSeq lists its product as uncharacterized. NCBI's taxonomy places the organism in Eukaryota, Viridiplantae, Streptophyta, Magnoliopsida, Lamiales, Phrymaceae. The record is from RefSeq and is a predicted model, not a curated record.